GAUUGAAAUUAAAUGUGACAACUCAAUAAAUAAUGUUCCACAAAAUAUAUUGCCUAUAUGCUGUGUUCUCAUGAGUUUCAGGAGCGUACGUAUGGCUGUAAGGUGUGUGGGAAAGUGUUCAAGCGCUCCUCCACCCUGUCCACUCACCUGCUUAUCCACUCUGACACACGGCCCUACCCCUGUCAAUACUGUGGCAAAGGAUUUCACCAGAAAUCUGAUAUGAAAAAACACACCUUCAUUCACACAGGUGAGAAGCCCCAUGCGUGCCAGGUGUGUGGCAAAGCCUUCAGCCAGAGCUCCAACCUCAUCACCCACAGCCGUCAGCACAGUAGCAACCAGCCCUACCACUGCUGCCUCUACGGCUUCCAGCACAAACUGGACCUGAGACAGCGCGUAGACCUUCAGGCGAAGACCCUGCUACCAGCUGAUCUGAGAUCAGUUUUAACAAGCAAGAGAACCACUCCACAUAGAUAGCAACUCAGAGACUUUCACAUGGUUACAAUUUUGUAAUUCUUAGUCUGAUCAUUGAUUUAUUAUUUUAGGUGAUCAAACUCCCUUAAUUGUCAGUGAUUUACCUGUCAGGGGUAGUUAAA
Coregonus clupeaformis (lake whitefish) is the source of this 593-nucleotide messenger RNA. Its product is annotated as zinc finger protein Gfi-1b-like. Gene Ontology annotation, biological process: regulation of transcription by RNA polymerase II. The record is from RefSeq and is a predicted model, not a curated record. The transcript has 2 exons. The coding region runs from base 58 to 474 and encodes 138 amino acids. Gene Ontology annotation, molecular function: RNA polymerase II cis-regulatory region sequence-specific DNA binding; DNA-binding transcription factor activity, RNA polymerase II-specific. NCBI's taxonomy places the organism in Eukaryota, Metazoa, Chordata, Actinopteri, Salmoniformes, Salmonidae.